AUUCAUCAUCUGUUCGCAUAAAUCUUACCUGAACAAGGUGAUUAGGCUCCAUACAAGAGAAGGGCAGGUAUUGUAGACACAUGAAGAUAUGGUUGGGUUUUGGAAACAAUGUCUAAACUUUACCACAUUAGGUGUUCUAUUCUAUGCCAUGGUCAUGGUUUAUCUGUAUGCCUGAUAUUAUGCUCAAUACCUAUGUCCUCAUCUCCUUUCCCC
Messenger RNA from Linum tenue, 213 nucleotides. The record is from the annotation of a GenBank genome assembly. NCBI's taxonomy places the organism in Eukaryota, Viridiplantae, Streptophyta, Magnoliopsida, Malpighiales, Linaceae.